Geosmithia morbida is the source of this 1827-nucleotide messenger RNA. Its product is annotated as putative extracellular nuclease. Lineage: Eukaryota; Fungi; Ascomycota; Sordariomycetes; Hypocreales; Bionectriaceae. The record is from RefSeq and is a predicted model, not a curated record. Gene Ontology annotation, molecular function: catalytic activity. The coding region runs from base 1 to 1827 and encodes 608 amino acids. The transcript is spliced from 4 exons.
AUGACGAACAAGGUGUCUUCUGCGAUUCUGGUCACUGCCGCUUCUGCCGCUUCUGCAGUGUCCAUUGCCGAGAUCAACGGAAACACGUUCCUCUCGCCGCUGAGGGACCAGAAUGUCACGGGUGUGCGCGGCCUGGUGACGGCCAUCAACAAGAGCGGCCUCUUCCUGCGGUCCACGGAGCCGGACAACGACCCGGCCACCUCGGAGGGCCUGUUCGUCUACGGGUCCAGGGUGGCCGGCCAGGUCGCCGUCGGGGACGUCAUCACCCUCGACGGCACCGUGGACGAGUACAGGAGCGGCGACGGCUACGUCUACCUCACCGAGCUGGGGUCCCCCGCCAACGUCGUCGUCGCCUCCUCGGGCAGCGAGGUGGUGCCGCUCGUCGUCGGCGUCGACACCGCGCCGCCCCCCACCGAGAGCUUCUCCCGACUCGACGAGGGCGGCGUCUUCGGCCUGCCCAACGCCGUCAACCUCAUCUCCGAGGUCAACCCGGUGCUCGACCCGGCCAGGUACGGCAUGGACUUCUGGGAGAGCCUCGUCGGCGAGCUCGUCACCGUCAGGGACGCCUACCAGGUCAGCAGACCCGAUCAGUACGGCGACGUCUGGAUCCGCGGCGACUGGAAGGUCACCGGCCUCAAUGCCCACGGGGGCGUGACCAUGCUCGAAGGGGAUGCCAACCCCGAGACCAUCGUGGUCGGAACACCGCUCGACGGCUCCUCCAACCCGGACGACACCAGGAUGGGCGACUACCUCGGCGACGUGACGGGCGUGGUGACGUACGCCUACGGCUUCUACCGCAUCCUCCCGCGGACGGCCCUGUCCCCGAUCAGGAACGCGACGAGCUCCCACCCGGCCGCCGGCUUCGAGAGCACCCGGUCGUGCGGCGGCAUCACCGUGUCCAACUACAACGCGCGCAACCUGGCGCCGGACUCGGCCCUCCUGCCCAGCAUCGCCUCGCAGAUCGUCGACGAGAUGCUCUCCCCGGACAUCAUCUUCCUCCAGGAGAUACUCGACAACUCGGGCGAGACGGACGACGGCGUCACCGACGGCAACGCCACCCUCGCCGCCCUCGUCUCCGCCAUCGCGGCCGCCUCGGACGGCGGCGUCGUCUACGACUCCGUCGAGAUCCCCCCCCUCGACAAGACCGACGGCGGCGUCCCGGGAGGCAACAUCCGCGUCGCGUACCUCUACCGCCCGGACGUCGUGGAGCUGUACGGGCCCAACCUCGGCGGCGCGCUCGACGGCAACGAGGUCCUCGACGGCCCCGUCCUCAGCUUCAACCCCGGCCGCAUCGACCCCUCCAACGCCGCGUGGGACGACAGCCGAAAGCCCCUCGCUGCCCAGUGGAGGGCCGUCGACGGAGGGACGGACGGCGCGUCGAAGCCCUUCUUCACCGUCAACGUCCACUUUGGCAGCAAAGGUGGCUCGACUUCCAUCCACGGCGAUGCCCGCCCUCCCGUCAACCAAGGUGUCGAUAUUCGUCAGAAUCAGGCUGAGAUUACAGCUACCUUCAUCGCCCAGAUCCUCGAAAAGGACCCCUCCGCCGCCAUCAUCGCAGCCGGCGACUUCAACGAGUUCGCCCAGGUCCAGCCCCUGCACGUCUUCCGCAACGUCUCGGGCCUCCUGGACCUCGACGACGUGACGGACAUGCCGCCCACCGAGCGCUACACCUACCUCUUCGACAUGAACAGCCAGGCUCUCGAUCACAUGUACGUCAGUCCUGCUCUGGCCGGCGAGGAGGCGUCACGUCCGCUGUACGAGCACCUCCAUCUCAAUACCUGGCAGAACUAUGAUGAUCAGAAAAGUCACCUGCAAAUUCCACAUUAG